CCUUUCAGUGCAAAUCUUCUCUCUUCUUUCUUGCUUCUUUUCUACCUCUUUUUUCUUCUUCCUCUUCUUCAUUCAAAGAAAAAAGGGAGAGAAGCAGGCGAGAAUUGGUCAUCCUCAUACAUAUCCCCUUCUUACAAUACUACCUUUUUUCAUUGCCCAUUGCAUUUUUCAUAUCAAUACAUCACAUCACACUACCACUCUCAUACAUUGCAUUUAUUUACUCUUAUUCAUAUCUAUAUUCAUCUCUUUUCUUUGUUAUAUUAUAUUACUCCUUUCGCCUUGCUUUAAUCCAUCAUUUAUAUGCCGAGCAAUAUGUCUUCGUUAGCGCAGCAACUGAAGAGGAUCGGCACCACAGAUGCCAAUAAGGGUUCUGAAAAGUCUGCGAAACAUCGUGCCUCGUUCCUUUUUGAUUCAAAACAGGCAGCUGACUAUGACAUUGACACGAUAUUCUCGAUUGGUGCCAAUGGUAUCGCAGAGUUGAAGCAACUGGACCCUAAAUUUGCACCUUUCGAACAGACUCUCUUUGGGGAAUCAAUGAAGAGUGUUGAUAGAGUUCUCCAGACCAAAGAAGACAAUGCAAAGUUGGAUGAGAGUAUUUCCUUGUUUCUUCGUCAACUAUCACCGUACUUUCUUUUGAAGCCCGCAGGGAAAGCAUUGGAAUGGCUUAUUCGACGCUUCCGUAUUAACGAAUUCAAUGUGGAUGCUAUCAUGCGCACCAUCUUGCCUUAUCAUGAAACGGCCCUCUUUGUCACCAUGGUGUCCAUUCUCCAUAUCGAGGAAUCGAGCCGUUGGGUAUUCUUGAGACCUAUUCGUAAGAGCAAGCAGCCUUUGGGGAGGACGCUGUUAAUUCAGUAUAUGCUCAAGGAUCGUUCUCUUGUGGAAUUUGUAUGCGAGACUGUCCUACAAGCUGUCACACGUCGGACUUCAUUUAAGACUCUUAUCUCUUUCUAUGCUGCUGUAAUGCUACAGUAUAUUGCAUCAGUACCAAUUAUCACGGACGAGGUCUUAACAGCUGUCUUUCCAUACAUUCUCGACGGGUUGAAAUCGAAAGCAUCUGGAGAAUAUCAGAUUGCUUCAUAUAUGAUCAUCUCUCAAAUUUCGGAACGCGCCACUUUAACAUAUGAAGUCCUGUCCUCCCUUUUCAACAGCAUGACAUCCACACACACCAACAGCUACCAGAUGGUUCUCUGUCUGGUUCACAUCUGUCAGACACAGGAGACGUUUGAUAUGUUCCCUGAAGUUGCUUUUAAGCACUUGUCCAAGAUCGAAGGAAUUGAUACAAUUAUCCUCUCAGUAAUCCAAAAGUACAAUGCCCAACGUUUCCUUUACUCGUUUUUGGCCGCACUUGCAAGGCACUCUUUAAAGGAUCCCAACAACGCUCGCAUCCUUACUACCAUUUUGAAAGAAACUCAGCAACCAUCAAUUAUUGUCUCGAAAGUUUGCUCUGCUGUCUUGGAUCUGUUUCUUUCAGAGCAUGGGCAACAACAAAAGCAAUUGGAGCAGAGUGAACAGCGGAAAGCACAAGAAGCAGCUACUCAUUCGAUAUUGCAGGUCCUGCAUCAAAAUUAUGCUGCAGACCUUGAUACUGCGCUUCACACAAGACUUGAGGAGUCAAAGGAAGAUGAACGUAGUGCCAAGACUCAUAGUCAACUUUACACAUUCAUCUCCAAGGCCUUCAGUGGCACUCGCCAUCAGCCAUUAAAGGAGUCCAACACCACGUUGUUCCUCAGUGUCAACCACGCAGAAGCAUCAAUCCGCUUUCUUGCAGUCAAAAAGUUGGACGAGAUUUUAAAAGAAAAAUCAUCAGAGUUGGCCAAUGUUAAUAACGAGGACACAUUCGUCAAAGACACGCUUCUGGCUCGCCUUCAGGAUGAUGAUGAAAGGAUUGUUCAACAGGUUUUGAGCAUGGAAGGAUUGAAGACUUUCGUUGCACCGCAGGAUUUGCUUCAGGGUUUGAUCAAUGUUAUUGCAGCCCCUAGUACUACCCGUGGGACCCGUCGCCACUGUCUUGUCUACCUUCUCACAGUCUUCCUCGCUAACAAUACGGAUCUUCAGGAUCAGGUUUUGCUCAUUAUCCUUGGCCACAUGAUGUUUACCAAGGAUUUCCAUAAGGCUAGCGUUGCUGUCAUUUCCAACAUUUCAAUUUCUGCAUUGAAAAAUGAACCUCUCUUGAAGAACGUAUCCUCGGCCAUCAAAGAUUUCGCAAACAAGGAAGAUGGCAAGGUCACUCCCGAGUCUAUGGUUACAGCGAACCUGGCAUUGAUUGGGACCCUUGCCACCAACUUGACUUCGCACCGCAACCUGUCUGAGGGACUCAACAUCUAUCUACAAGGUCUUCAGAGCAGUAAUAUUGCGUUUAGAUUAUUCUCCAUUUUUAUCAUCACCAAAGCCAUCCACAAGCUUAAUUCAGCAGAGCAACAGAUCAAAGUCGUUAGCUUGUAUUUGCCAAUUCUUCUCGUUGCCCUUAAAGCAAUUUCACCCGGUACAAAGGCUCUCAAGGCUGAAGUCCAUGAUGGCCUGCCUUCCACUACAUUACUCAAUCUGAUUGUCACAAAGUCUUUGCUUCCUUCGACGGAACUUUCUGUGAUCCGUUUUUCUCUGUUAAGCAUUGUUUCUGAUCUCAAGAAGCCUACCAAGACUAACGUCUCAUGGCUGUCUACUCAAGAGCCUCUCUCAGAUUAUGCCAGGGUCGUGCUGUCAUUGUAUUCGACUUUUAUUAGUCCUGUCAGGAUGUCGCCCUAUGAAAAGAUGAUCGAGAAGUUGUUUGAACUUCAUUUAACAUCAGAUUCGAUUGAGUUUUUGUGCCGUCUCUGGACGGACUCUUCUGUACCAUCGUUGGUUCAACUUCGCUCUUUGCAGAUCGCCUCUGCCAAUUUGCAGGCGUUUGUUAAGCAAGCUACUACAACAGAUGGUAUUGAUUUCCAGGUGACGAUUCCUACGAUUUUGAUUGCUUUGGCUAAUCCUAUGAAAGCCAUGCGUGAGGUCGCUGUGACCUGCCUUAAUUCAAUUACAUCGCUCUAUGCCAAAGUCAAGAUAACUGGCAAGAAGAGCAAAGGCAUGGCCGCCGACAUUUACAAGUUUGACUCCUUCUACGGCAAGACUUCAAAUCAGCUCGAGUUCUUAAUGCCAGACCAAGUUGUUGCAUUCACUUCCGAGUUGUUGAAGUCUCGCGAAGAGUUCAUUACCGACGGUGGUUAUCUCUCCAAAUUUCUGGGCGAAGCUCUUAACCAUGAAUCCAGUGAGGCCAAGGCCGCUUCUUCACUCAAGAAUUCUGUUCUUUCAUUCUUGCUUUCUCAUGUCCUUGCUUUCACACGAACUAGCAGUCGAGUGGAAUUAUUGCAUCUCUUAGAUCCGGUCCGUUCGUCCAAUAAACUCAAGAUGCUGUUGCCUUUGAUUGAAUCACUUGUUCACUCAACUUUUGUUGGGCAGAACAAGACAAGCAGUCCAAGCAGCGAUAAUACCAGUAGCAAUAGCAACGACAGCGCAGACGACAUCGACACAGAACUGGCUCGCUGUCUCAUCCGUUGCUUCUCAUCUGAGACUUCAUCUCUUUUAGAGGGCAAGUCUGCCAAGUACAGGAACGUGUUCUUGCAGUUGCUCAAGUUGGAUAACACCGCAGCCACCAACACUGAUACAGAAGAGUCCAGCUCAUCUAUUCGUCGUCUGACUUUGAACCAACUAAACAGUGAAUUCUUUGCAGGAUUCAACCUGGCUCUUCAACGCGAUAUCUUUGUGGUCCUCAUUGAUUUAGCGACCAAUGCUCCUCAGGAUACAGUCCGUAUUGUGAAGCAGGUCCUUCGAGAGAUUCCUAUUCACAGUGAACUUAUCAUUUAUGAGUUGGCCUUGAUUCAGACGACUCUUAUGCAGGAAACUAUGGUGAAUGAGGAAGGUAGCUCGAAGCGUCAGCGCAAGGCUGGUCCAGAAGACCCCAUGACUCCUAGCGCUACUGUAGAAAGUCUUUACCGUCUCGUGACCGUAUUGGAGCUGCUUGAAUACAAAGAAGUAGCUGAGUCUAACAAACUGGUGACGCCUCUAUUCGAACUCUUAUCGACUAUCAUGAACUCGGAUCUGAACAACAAUACCACUCCUGUCUCAAUUGAGUACAUUGACCAACUGAUGCUCUCUAGUUUGACUUCAUUUAUCCGUCAAGCCACUGAGCCUUCAGGUGACAAGACCAUCAAGUUGGAUGAAAGCAUACUUCGUGUGGAUCUUGUGGUCAACUGUAUUCGUGCAACUGGCAACCCUCAGACCCACCACCAAGCACUGCUGUUGAUGGCUGCAAUUGCAUCGUUGUAUCCUGAAAAAGUCCUUCAUAAUAUCAUGCCAGUUUUCACUUUCAUGGGUGCUAAUGUCUUGCGUCAGGACGAUAAUUACAGCUUCCAUGUUAUUCAACAAACCCUAGAAAAGAUCAUUCCUCCUCUUGUUGCAGCUCACCGUCAUCAGAGCAGCAGCACUACUGGUUCGGAAAGCCAGAAUUUAAUCAUGCAGGUCCGCCCUAUUAUCAAGGUCUUCGUCGAUGCUAUGUUUCAUAUUCCCAAGCAUCGCCGUCUCCGCUUGUUCUCAGUUUUGAUCUCAACUUUGGGUGAGGACGAGUUCUUGUAUGCGGUGAUCUGUAUGAUCAUUGGAAAACACACCGAGAGAGCAAGCAAGGGCCACCAAACUGAAGCCGAUUCAUUAAGCGAUUUUGCGUUGGCACUUUCAAAUCAAUUCUCAGCUGUCGUGCAGAUGAAGUCAGUGAGUACGCUCUUGGACAUGUUGCAGGCCUUGCCAAAUGAAAAGGAUGUUUCACCAGAGGAAAGCAAUGGUGAUGUGGACAUGGACAAGGAGGAGUAUCUCUUCGAUGUGAACUCACACAGUAACAAACAAAUCCGUCAAUUCAAGCUGUCGGUUUUGUUGUUCGCCUCCAAUGUGAUGACGUCCAAAUCUUUCUUGUCCAAGAUCUUGGCUCAAACUAAUACGGAUUCCUCAGCUGAGACAGUUCUUGAAAAGCAUUAUCUCCAACUUGCAGAACGUCUGUUGACGCUUGUUGGAACAUUCAGUCAUUUUGUUAAUGUGCUGGUGGCACGGAAGGAACCUUCUGCUGUAUCGAUCAAAUUCUGGCGUGGGAUUGUCAAAGUGACGUACGAUGUGCUGGACAAGGUACAUAUCCUGCUGUCGUUACCUUCGUUCAUCAAUAUCAUGGUCGCGCUCUUUGAACAUAGGGAUGUCACCAUUCGUCGCAAAGCUAUGGGACUCUUUAAUCAAAAGAUUUCAAAUGCUUCUGGAAGCACCACUUCAGCAGUACCUGCAAUGUAUCAGGAUAUGGUGGUAUCAGUAAGUGAGAAUUUGAGGAAGGCUGUAGAGGAAGAUAGAAUCGAGGGUGCAUCUGCGGAGGAAGUAGCGAUCAACAAACAGACGGCUUUGCUCUGUCUUUCGACCAUUGUUCGCCAGUUUGGUGCCUCCCAUCCAGUUGAGAUCUCCAAGAUUAUACCUACGAUCAUUGGACCCAGUGGUUUACAGCAUCCAAAUGAACAGGUCAAGGCUUCAUGUUUGGUCUGCCUGACAUUCAUGUGCCAGGAGCUUGGUAUCCGUGUGGUCCCAUUCUUGCCCAAGUUUAUGCCUGUUGUCCUCUCAAUCUUGAGCGGCACCUUGAUUAGUACCAACGCAACAGCCGCGGCCGCGGCUGCCGCAGAGUCCGAUUCCAAGAAGUCAAGCCGGUACACCAAUUCUGUUCUUCUUCAAUUAGCGGUUGUAUCCCAUCUGGAGGCUUUGAUCAAAACAUUGCCACAGUUUGUGAGUCCUUAUGUGACAAAGAUUCUCGAAAGUACGCUACAUCCAGUGUUGACAGGAUACGUAGGCAAUGAUGCUUCCAAACUUCAAAUCCUCGACAAGAACAAACAGCUACUUGGAGAGAUGGCAGUUCAUAUUCAACCUCGAAUCCUGCUUCCACCUGUCCUUGGAUAUUAUGAGACCGCAAUCAAGGAUGGCAAGGAUUCUCUCUUGGCGUUGUUUGAGCUCGUUGGCUUGACGAUCCAAGCCAUGCCUCGAGAUGUGAUUGCAGUUCAUUACAAACAAAUAUUCAAGUUCUUCUUGGGAGCAUUUGAUUUCCGUCGUUCAACCAUAUCCACAAAGGAGAAGACGGCUAAUGACACCACUACUAAUAGAACUAUAACUGUAGUUGAAGAUGCAGUAUUGGAGGCUUUCAUGAAACUAGUCAUGAAGCUGAAUGAGACUUUAUUCAAACCCUUAUUCCUCAAGACAUUGGAUUGGGCCACCACAGAGCUACAGAUCGCCAAAGCAUCCUUCCAAGACGUACAAGCUCGUCAGAUCCUCUUUUACAAACUGCUCAAUGCCUUGUUGGAGCAACUCAAGUCAAUCGUUACACCCUAUUAUGGCUAUGUGGUUGAUAAUGUGAUUGAAGCCUUGGCGGGCUAUGUCAAGAAGGCCAAGGAGAUCGCAUCAUUAUCUCUAUCUUAUGAGGAAACAACGACUCUUGAUGCAGGAAAGGAUGAGAUCAAGAGCAGAGAUAUGGAUGAGUUGUGGCCAUGGAUGAUUUCAUCAUUACAGAAAUGUUUCCUGUAUGAUAAUGAUGGGCUCUGGAAUGCAGAUCGGUUCGAGAAGCUGUUACAUCCUUUGGUGGAUCAAUUGUUAGUGACCACACAAGCCAGAGCUGAGGAUUCGGAAGAACAAGAUGGUAUGGAUGUAUGGAGAUCGUAUGUGAACAGGAUGGACACUUGGUUGGUCCCAUGUUUGGGUCAAUUGGCGGUCACUUUGUCAAACGAUGCACUGUGGAAGCCUCUGAAUUAUCAAGUUUUGCUCAAGACACGUGAAGAGAACAAACUUAUUCGUCUAUCGGCCCUUAAGGUCUUACAAGAGUUUUAUAAGCGUCUGGGUGAAGAGUUCUUGAUCUUAUUGCCCGAAACUAUACCUUUCUUGGCCGAGUUAAUGGAGGACGAUGACCAUGAGGUUGAAGCUUUGACUCAGCAAGUGAUUGCAGAUAUUGAAGUUUAUCUCGGAGGAAGUUUGCAGAAGUACUUCCACUAAGGCAGAAAUAAGAAACAUUUACGAAUCACUGAUUUUUUGAUUGUUCUCAUAUUCACAAUAAUAUUAAAAAUACACUUUCUUUUUAAGUGAAUGUGAUGUGCAUGUACACUGACAUUUUGUAAUAAAUUAUG
Messenger RNA from Lobosporangium transversale, 7154 nucleotides. RefSeq lists its product as hypothetical. The transcript has 4 exons. Gene Ontology annotation, cellular component: 90S preribosome; small-subunit processome; t-UTP complex. Bases 301 to 7023 code for a protein of 2240 amino acids. The record is from RefSeq and is a predicted model, not a curated record. Gene Ontology annotation, biological process: positive regulation of transcription by RNA polymerase I; maturation of SSU-rRNA from tricistronic rRNA transcript (SSU-rRNA, 5.8S rRNA, LSU-rRNA). Gene Ontology annotation, molecular function: snoRNA binding. Lineage: Eukaryota; Fungi; Mortierellomycota; Mortierellomycetes; Mortierellales; Mortierellaceae.